Molecule: messenger RNA, 302 nt
Organism: Staurois parvus
Lineage: Eukaryota; Metazoa; Chordata; Amphibia; Anura; Ranidae
Source: the annotation of a GenBank genome assembly
AUGUAUGUGAAAUGGUUAUAUACAGGAAUGUUAUACUAUGUGAUUUUAGUGAAUGUCACUUUUUGUCAUUUUCAAAUUUCCUGCCGUUCCAUCCCCUGUACAUCCCGACGCUCGCAGGGGACGGAACCCAGAUGACAGAUGCCGGCAUCCGCCGGAUUACAUUGCCGGGGACACUGCAGGAGGGACAUCGUGGGAGCGCAGGACAAGGUAAGUGCAAGAGGGAUCCCGGAGCAGGGUAUUCCCGAGUGUAGCUCAGGGUUACCGCUUGUGCUACACUCGGGAAUACCGCCAGGGAGGUUAAG